UCAUUCACAGUCCGGUCCAUUCACCACAGUCCCUCUCUGACAGGGCAGCCGAGUCUUGUUUUGCAAAUGGACGUGUUGGAUCUUUCUGCAGACAGACGCAAAGGAUGGUACCUUUGUCUGAUGGCACCAAACACAAAAGGACCAACAUUUGCCUGGCUGGACCCGUCCAGACUCUACUGCAAUCCCCAGGCUCUUGCUGACUGUGCCAAAGACCUUAUUGGUCCAUUUCUCAAUGACACCAUUGACCUGGUUGGUGGGAUAGAUGCAAUGGGCUUCAUUCUUGGGGCGUCUGUGGCCACCACUCUUGGAAAAGGUUUUCUCGCCAUCCGUAAAGCAGGACACCUGUGUGUGACGACAGAAAACCAAAACUACACAGAUUACACAGGCAGAGAAAAGACUAUGGAAGUAAGAGUGGAUGUGCUUAAACCAGGUAUGAGGGUGCUGCUAGUGGACCAAUGGAUAGAGACUGGUGGCACGAUGAAGGCCGCGAUCCAACUGGUGGAGAAACUGGGAGCCACAGUCGUUGGUGUUGCAGCCGUGGCCAUUGAGAACACGGAGGGAGGAAAGUGGAUUAAAGAAAACUACAAAUUCUCACACUGUAUCCCUGAAGAACUCCAGAUCCAGAUUGACGAGAAGCGUCUCAAUUCCUUUAAAGACUUCAAAAACUGAACAAAAAAGCAAGAUUUCCUAUUUUCUCCCUUUAAGAAGCAAACUUGGAAACUGAUAUUUUGUAAAGAGAACAUCAAGAAAUAGUUUUAUCUGCAUUGAUAUUUUGUAGUCUGUUAUGAAAAACUGUGAAAUUGUUGCCAAUUUAUCUAAGCAAUCUUUCGUAUCACACUGUAGCACCUAUCUCUAUGCAAAUAAUACAUUUUUAUUACAUUGCUUCCUAAAAUCUAACAACAUACUGUAUCCUUGCACUUUUGAAUUAAACAUAAACUCCUUUUCAUUUCCAUAGAAAGAUUUGUAUAAACAUUGUUUUCUUUUCUGGGUUGAAACAAAACCAGCAGCUGGCAGACCAUGAAGAGCUAUUUGUUGAAUUCCAUCUUUACGUGCUGCCUGCUAUCAACCAGAGCCCCUGAGGGAUCAAGGGCAGGAAAAAGUCAAAAAAUCAACUCUCUGGUGCACACAGAAACCAUCUUGUUAGCAUGAGAUUGUUUAUCCAUCCAUCUUUGUUUAUUCUUUAUUUAUUUAAAAUUAGGAUGCUAAAUGUAGAAUAGGCUGUAAAUGAUAUGCUGCUAAAUUGUCAAAAGGAGGGGUGAGGAAUAUCCGAUUAAAAUACAACAUAAUAUAAACUUUCAGAAUAAUUUUAAGAACUGUAAAUGUAUUACAUUUUCACAUUUGUACUUAGUAUCUUUGAGUACUCAAAUCUAAGUACUCAUAUUGUAACUUGGUCUUCAGAACAUUUUCCUUCAGGGCCUUCAUACUCACGUUAUUAAUCAUUCCUUUUAAAUGUGCUCCAUGGUCUUUAAUUGAUUCUUCCUUGCUGUAAACCAACGCAAACACCAAAGUAACCUGUAAAAUUUGUGUCCUACACAAACUUUGAACAUUUUUAACAAAAUUUAAUCACAUGACAGUAGUAGCCAAGGGAUAGUUUAAAUCAUGGUUACAAAUUCACUCUUUAAUGCAACAGAUUUUAUAUUUUCAUUAAAAC
Molecule: messenger RNA, 1651 nt
Organism: Cheilinus undulatus (humphead wrasse)
Lineage: Eukaryota; Metazoa; Chordata; Actinopteri; Labriformes; Labridae
Exons: 5
Coding region: 67-669 (200 amino acids)
Molecular function (GO): adenine phosphoribosyltransferase activity
Source: RefSeq, a predicted model, not a curated record